AUGGCAGAAGCCGACACACAAGACUGUCUCGAUUCUAUUCAUAGAGAUAGUCCCUGUUCUUGCCAUCGCAGGAGUAUUCCCGUCCCUUCUCGUGGCCAGCAAACAAGCAAUCAGGAGUUAAAGCCUGCUUGCAUGAAAGACAAAGCUUGCUCACCUCUAGCAAGUUCCAAUGGAGGUCCGCAAGCACUCACUGAUGAGAUAAAAGUCCCCGCGACCGAUCCCGCAUUCAUUUCAGCCCUCUGGAGAGCAGUCAACCCGGACUUGUUCAACUGCGUUGCCAUGGAGGACCCCAUGCAGUUGUUACUCUGCACUCCCUCGGACGUGGCUACUAGGAAUGCCUUCAACUCUUACGGCAUUCCCAUGCAACCGGAUCUUUCUAUUGAUUCCACGAGCCCGCCAACAACCCUAGCCCUGCAAGAUUACCAAUCCGCGUUCCCUGACAUGGAGUGGGUCGACCCAGCCAAGGCCAGCGCAAUCAGCAGUGCAUUGCAAGACCUGAAUGCGACGCCCACCACCCAAAAAUACCUGCUCUUCGACCAUAUUUUCCGCUCGUCCUUGAGUGGAACAGUUCGCGUCCACGAGCCAGAGAUCAAGCCAAUCGGAAUCUACGGGGACGUGACCCUAGGAAAGUACCUAUCUGCGCUUCCUAGCAUGGUCUUCCCAGCUCGCGCCAACCUCCUCACGGACAGGAUCCAGUCAAUGCCACUGGGAGCCAGUGGGAGGGGAGGUAGUGGCGAACUUCAAGUCUAUACCGAUAUCCACCCACAGUGUGUGUACUACAUCAGAGCCGAGCUACUGGGACAGUUACCAACACAACGUCUUCCUGCCUACCGGAUCACCCAUUUCCUACCGUACUUCACAAUCGAGAUAGACUGGGAAACCCACGAUCACGCGAAGCCCUUCCCGAAGAUGGCACUCUUUGCUGCCACUGCAAUCUACAAUCGUUGGUUCCUGUCCAAGGAGGCGAAGUGCAAGCAGAUGGAUCAGGUGCAGCACGAUCAAGUGCGACACUGGAGCAUGGUUGUUACCCGAGGCCAGUGGACGCUGUACUGCGCGAAACCAAAAGGUGCCGUUCGCUGGGAAGGCUGCAAGAUCGAGGACGAGCGAGCAUUCUGGACUCCCGCUAUCUGGCUGGGCGUCCAGCACCACUAUGACGGCGAGUUUGAUGAGUUCCGCAACGUCUCCGGCGCACCAGAGGAAGCAUAUGAUACCAGCGACUUGCGAGCCCUCAGCUCUACGGGGCGCGUUUACUUCAAUUUUCAGCAGACAUGGCAAACUCGAGACGAUGAAUUUUUCGAUCGGCUCUACGAUGCAGCAUCCUAUCUCCAGACAGACCCGUCCACACGCCAUGUGCAAAUCUUCGCAAACACCGCGGAAAACGCAGAUCCCGACUGUCUCUCUCUCUCUCUCGACGAGUUUUCGCACGCGAUUGACAGGCUUUCUCUGUACCCACCCCCCGAGCACGCAUACUUUCCGGCACAGUCUGAAGGAGCACGCUGCGGGCAAACACAGAAUCAGUUCGGGCGAGCUCGAGACCUUCCCAGUCGACAUGUGGAGGCCACAGACUACGUCGUCUUCUAUAUCUUGGGCGCGUACGCGGCAAGCGUCGUCGAGCUCGGUACUACCUCCACCGAAACGUGGCAAGGUCGCGCCAGGACCUGCGCGUCACAAGAGCGAAGCGUCGUCCUCUCCCUGGCCGCCGACCAUUCAUACGUCGCGUGGUAUAGAGACCUUACCAUUGGCUUCACGCUCGUCCUCGGCAUCUACGACUUGGCACACAUUGUCUUUGAUGGACGCAAUCUCUUCCAGUGUUCUACCCUGACUGCUGACGGAUCUGUUGCAUUGGCGGCGGCAGGCCGGGAUCUGCUCGUUGCGCGCCGCCGCCGUUCGAAGAGGUCUGACACUAUCCGUUUGGGCUCGCUAGGCACUAUCUCGUCCCAGGUGCAAGAGACAAGGGACGCGUUGAAGCUUGCGACCUCCACAUCUCUCGUAAUGCCUGCCUUGGAUAGGGUGCAGUUCAAUCGCCAACUGGCAAAGUAUGCGGGAUGGCCUGGGUAUAGGGCCACGCCGAUUCUCCUCAGCCACGUGCUUUACUUGUGCCGGGCUUCAUUGGCCCCUAGCGCGCGGCGCCGCGGGCUCCCGAUUGCGAUUCGAUUUUCAGAUGCCGUCGACGAAGUCGGUAUUGAAAUCUAUGCGGUUUAUUUCGACUCGUGCAACCCAAUCAACCUCCUGCCACCCAUAGACAUCCUCGAAGCGGGUUAUUUCCGUGUACUAGCUGCCCCUGUUUCGGAGACGCUGCACAUCGGUUACGGAUUCGGAAAGGGAGUACGCGUCACCGCAAUCCAGGAGAUCGAGGUCGGGACAGUAAACGUUGAGUUCGGCGGUCUGGACGACAGAACAAGAGCUUGGGCGGAUUCGUAG
Molecule: messenger RNA, 2421 nt
Organism: Trematosphaeria pertusa
Lineage: Eukaryota; Fungi; Ascomycota; Dothideomycetes; Pleosporales; Trematosphaeriaceae
Exons: 4
Coding region: 1-2421 (806 amino acids)
Source: RefSeq, a predicted model, not a curated record